Messenger RNA from Phytophthora nicotianae INRA-310, 864 nucleotides. RefSeq lists its product as hypothetical. The transcript has 4 exons. NCBI's taxonomy places the organism in Eukaryota, Oomycota, Peronosporomycetes, Peronosporales, Peronosporaceae. The record is from RefSeq and is a predicted model, not a curated record. The coding region runs from base 1 to 864 and encodes 287 amino acids.
AUGGCGUUCGCCGAUCUGGAACCACCGGAUCCAGCAGAAGGUAUCGCCACAACGCCCUCCAGCGACAACGCCACACCAACAUCCCUUCAGCAAUCACAACCACAGCAGCAACGAGUGCGUCACGAGCAAGCUGAAACUCAGACGGCAGCGCGACUGCCUCACACUGCAGCAACCCGACACGAGCGCAACAUAAGCUCUAUUAACAUUGGCGGCUACCAAUAUACACGCGCCUGGUCAUCACGUCGCAAAAUCGUAUACCGCUGUAGUUAUUAUCGUGGAACAGGGUGCAUGGGUAGAGUCGAAUUCUUAGCUGCAUCGAUGGAGUAUGGUAACUUUAUUCAGCAUACCUGUCAGCAAGAUCACGUGGUUGCAGCACAUACAGUCGAUAUUUUGGAGCCAAUGAGAGAGGCUGUCGACGAUUUGGCUCGUAGCGAUGUCGCUUUGUCUGCAGCUGCUAUUUGGUCCCGUAUCAACGAUCAAUUUACGGCGGAGCAUCAGGCACUAAUAGGACUCACAAGAGAGCAAGUACUCAGGCGGGUAUACCGUGUCCGUAAUCGACACUUCGGUGGCAACAUACACGGGCGCAUUGAGAUGCCUCCGUUGUCCCGCGAUUCGGACGCCGAUAACAGAGACCGCGCCGAUGCGGCCGAAGACGCUGAGAGUGAAGUCACCUCGGCAGUUGUCUGGACGUGGUAUGAGGAACUGAUAAUGCGGUCUGAUGAUGCAUCUGACCUCUGCUUCAUGCCCUACCAGGAAGCUCGCCUCGAGAACAGGGAAGCCCAACUAAACGAGUAUUUGAAAUUUGAGAAAGUGGCUGAACUCGCCGAGCCUGUUACUUCUGUUGCCGCGCCGCUGAAGAGCUAG